This is a messenger RNA of Symbiodinium necroappetens, 165 nucleotides long. NCBI's taxonomy places the organism in Eukaryota, Dinophyceae, Suessiales, Symbiodiniaceae. The record is from the annotation of a GenBank genome assembly.
AUGCGGUCCACCGGGAGCCGGAACCUGGAGAGCUGUUGGCCUUCGAAGUGGAAAGUGGAGGCAACCUGGUUCGCCGCGAAGGUGUUGCAGGCCUCUCAGGCGAAGGCUCUGAGUCUUUGGCCGAGGAGGGCGAAGCGACUGCUGGGACGACGACGGAAUCUGUGA